Sphaeramia orbicularis (orbiculate cardinalfish) is the source of this 1341-nucleotide messenger RNA. Its product is annotated as lipopolysaccharide-induced tumor necrosis factor-alpha factor. Gene Ontology annotation, cellular component: cytoplasmic side of late endosome membrane; cytoplasmic side of lysosomal membrane; nucleus. Bases 315 to 926 code for a protein of 203 amino acids. Gene Ontology annotation, molecular function: zinc ion binding. The record is from RefSeq and is a predicted model, not a curated record. NCBI's taxonomy places the organism in Eukaryota, Metazoa, Chordata, Actinopteri, Kurtiformes, Apogonidae. The transcript has 6 exons.
AUUUUUUAACGUUGCAAUAUUAAUAAAAUACAUAAAAAACUUUUAAAGUCUUCUUUUACUGCCAGAGCACAGUCAAAUAUAGUCCCCUGCAAAUAUUUAAAGGUGGCAGAAUUUUAUUGUGAUGUAAUUUGCAUAAUAUGUUAACUGAGCUUUUAUUUAACAAGGGUGUUUUGUAUCCUUGUCCAGAGAGGUGGGAGUAGUUACUGUAAACUGAAUUUCCUGGUCAAGUCAACACUUAUUGACUUGUAAUCCUAGUGGCACCUGUAUCGGAUUAACUAAAACUGACAGCAGCUGAAGACGAUACAGCAUUCGCCAUGACAUCAUCAGAGCAAGAGCUGAAGAGGAUAUCUGCAGAGUUGAAUCAUGUUUCACUUAAGAUCUCUCAGCUUCAUGAACGGAAAAAAUUCCUGGGCAUCGUGCAGGAGCUGAGGACUCGUGCAGAAUUUGAAAAAACAGAGGAAGCAGCCGAAAAUCAGCAUGAGAUUGACAGGAUUGAGCAAAAACUGAAAGAGUUGGAAGACAGAAAGUCUGAACUCCAGCAGAGCCACGACAGAAUCCUUAAUGUCAACAAUCCUAAAAAAAAUGUGAAAGGUGGGGGUGUUCCGAACCAGAGAACUGGACCUGCUUCUGGGGGUAUUUUCUAUGUGGAGGCUCCUCCGACUGUUCCUGCUCCGACGGUGAUUCUGGAUCUGGAAGAGCUUCCCCGGUAUCCGUCCAAGACUCAGUGUCCAGAGUGUAAAGAGUUCGUUACCACGGAGACAUACACAUCAGUCAGCAGUGUGACCUGGCUGGUGUGUAUAAUGACAGCUCUGAUUGGUUGCGUGGCCGGUUGUUGCCUCAUUCCUUUCUGCCUCGAUAGCCUUAAAUCUCUUACACACAGAUGUCCCAGAUGCCGAUCAUCAAUCAGAACUAUUAAGAAGCUCUGAAAGAAAAACAGGAGGAGAAGCUCGGGCUGAUGAUUAAGUAGUGUUUAUCUGAUAUUCUCUACUGUCAUUAGAGAACACAUGUGGUGUUGCCUGUAUGUAAAUAUGUAAUAUUUUUGCUUUGAAGGACACAUUUGUACAUUAAAGUUUUUAAAUUCAGAUCAAUAUGGCUGUAAAAUGCAUUAUUUUAGUCUUGUACAAAAACAGUGCUUUUAGGCAUUCCAUGUUUUCUUUUCUGUCUGUUUUAGUCACAUGAUACACACAGGAGUUAAUACUUGAUUGCAUAACCAUUGUUUUUGAUGACUUUUGAUGGUCUAAUAAUGUUUUUUCAGCUACCGAUAAAUGUAGCGUGGUCCACAAAUGCAUCGUGUAAUACACAGGUGUCAAACAUGUGGCCUGGGGGCCAAAACCGGCCCGC